Molecule: messenger RNA, 801 nt
Organism: Leptosia nina
Lineage: Eukaryota; Metazoa; Arthropoda; Insecta; Lepidoptera; Pieridae
Source: the annotation of a GenBank genome assembly
AUGUUACCGUCAGUCAUUAUUAUUGUGUUCGGAGCUAAGCGAGUUUACAAAUUCCCUUGUGACAAUGUAAAAAAAGUUAUCCGCCCAAUGGCGAAGCGACAUGCCUGUGAACAAUGUUCGCAUCGUCAAAUUUCUCCGACUAGACGAGCAAGUGUAAACUUAGAUCAAUGGAAUACCUUAAUAUCAAAACACAUUACCACAGCCCUCUCUUUUCUAUCGUCGAAUUCCUUUAUCGUGUUAACGACAACACUGAUAAUAUUCUUCACCUUCCUUCUUCCGGAUUUCUCGGAGCGGAUCGACAAAAGCACCGAAUUAAAGGAAAUGAAGAAAGUUUUGGAUAAGAUCACGGAUGAAAUUACACAAGCCGAAAAAGCGUGUUUUACAGCUGCUGAAGAACUAUGUAAUCUUCAUUAUGUUCUACAAGAUGGUGCGGACGAGCCUAUACCAAAUAACAAACUCGUAGAAAUCGGUUCAGCGUAUGAUACUUUACACAGAGAUGUAAAAGAGAUAGUGAAAAUAGAGCAUUGUAAGAGUUGUUGUCAACACCAACACCAGGAUUUGGACAGGAGGAAGAAACACGACUUAAACGUUGUCGCCAUGUUGAACAAGAAAAAUGUAUGCACAGGCUUACAGACUCGGGAGAACACAGCGUUUAAUGAAUAUUGCUUAACCAAAAAUGCUUCAACGCUCACGAGAUAUCCACUGAAAUCUACAGGUGCUGGUAUCGCGACAAGGAAGGUCCGUAUUUAUAAAGAAGAGUGUACUUGCAGAAACUCCGACCGUAGAAGUUGGAAUGUCUAG